UAGCCUCCGCUUCACGCAGCCAUGUGUUGGUGUCGGUAUUGAACUUCCUCGUCCUGCAGAAGAAGGAUAGAGGCGUGACGUCGCUGCCCGCAGAGAGGCCCGUACGCCAGGAGGAGACAGGCAGGGACGCGCCGUGCGGGGACGGACGCUGCUGCUGCCGCAGAGCAGACUGCUGCGAGACGCAGGAGCAACAAGGGCACAAAACAACCGGCAACCACGGCAACUUUGCAGAGACAACAGACAGCCAUAAUGCGGCACCGCCCGCCGACCCCGGAGCUGAUGUGACUGUGCACACACUCAGAGCAGGGAGGAAGCGGCGGACAGCACCACCACCUCUCCCCCGGUUGCCUCGCCUCGUCUCGGUGUGCGGGGCAAGUCGGUCGGUCGGUCGGUCUGUCUGUCUUUCUGGUGGGUGGGGGACAUGUCCUCGCUAACCGUAGAGGAGGACCAGAAAUGGGUACCGACACACGUCCAGGUGACGGUGCUGAGAGGCAGGGGCUUACGGGGCAAGGGCAAGCACGGCACCAGCGAUGUGUACACCAUCAUCCAGCUGGGGAAGGAGAAAUACUCGACCUGCGUGGUGGAGAAGACCACCGAGCCGGAGUGGAGGGAGGAGUGCUCGUUCGAGCUGCAGCCCGGCGUGCUGGAGAGCCGCGGGCGGAGCGACUACCCAGCCGGGAGCAACGAGCUGGUCCUCACCGUGAUGCACCGGGCGCUCAUCGGGAUGGACGUGUUCCUCGGACAGGCUGUGAUUCAGCUGGAUAAGCUCUUUGGCGAGAGUAGAUGCGUGAAAAACGAGUGGUACAGACUCAACUCCAAAACAGGGAAGAAGGAGAAGGAACGAGGAGACAUUCAAGUCACUGUCCAGUUCACCCGAAACAACCUGACGGCCAGCAUGUACGACCUGGUCAUGAAGGACAAGAGCUCCUCCACCUUCAGCAAGCUGAAAGAGCGCAUGAGGGGGAAGAGGAGAUCCAGCGACGAGGACUCCUCGUCGGCCGUCUUGCCGGGCGGAUAUGGGUCCUUGUAUCGGAUGCGGCAUCGGCUGCCGAGCGACGGAGGCGGGGAGGAAGAUUAUGAGGAUGACGAGGGGGGCGAGGCCCGGCGGAGCAAGAUGAGGACCUUUUUCCUGAGAGGGAAGCUGAGGAAGUCAUCAGACACUCGCUCCAGCACCUCGCUUGGCUCAGAGAGCAGUGAAUCGUCAUCGCGGGGUGGGAGCCUCAGUCCCACGGCCGGCAUCAGUGUGGUGGUUUCUGACCUCUCCAACUCGCCCAGUAACAGCAGCAACCUGACCGCAGACAACAGCCCAGAGCACACAACAAAUACGUCGCCCAAGUCGUCCUCUCUCAAAUGUGAGUUUGGUGAUGAGGCCGGUGAGAUCUCCAUACCAGUGCCUCAGCCCACUGUGUGCGUUAACGGAAGCCAUGCUUAUAACGUCCAGCCCCUGGACUCAGGCUCAGGAAAACCUGCAGGUUCUUUAGGCCUGGGACUGUUGCAGAAGUCUUUGCCUCUGUCCAUGUCUCUACAGAACCUCAGCCCGCGGGCCUCCACAGACCUCCCCAAAGGUCCUGUGGGAGACGGGCGCCGCUGGUCUUUUGACAAACCCGGCGAGGAGGAAAAGGCUGCCAUAGCAGCGGCUCUGGAGCAGAGUGGCCCCAUGCAGGUUGAAGAAGAGGAGUGUUUAGGACAGGCUGUUCUGCCCAAAGCUGCCUCCACGGCAGAGCUAGAAAGCCAGGGGAAGAAGCAGAGGAGGAACUUUUUCUCCCAUGGGAGGAGUGAGUCUGCUGGGAAGGGGCAGAGUCAGUCCAAGAAUGGGUCUGAACAGGCCCCUGCGGCCACUGAGGAGAAACACAAGGGAUGGUUUGGAUCAAAGGACUCGCACAGCAAACCCAGCCCCCACCCAGUGAAGCCCCUGACCACUGCCAUGCUGGCUGAGGAGAAGCGGACUGAGGGCCGGUCAGUGCUGGCCACCGGCCUAGAGAAGCUCAAGUCCACCAUCCACCCGGGGAGGAGCAGCCAGCUCAGCGAGCAGGAGACUGACAGGAAGAAGUCUCUGACGGAAGGAGCAGGCUCCUACUACCACCUGACUCACAGCGAACUGGUCGCCCUGCUGGUGCAGCGGGAGGCGGAGCUGGAGAGGCAGAAGGAGGAGUUUGAGCGUCAAAGAGUUUUACUGGCCAAGCGGGAGGUGGAGCUGAGGAAGCUGAAGCCGCAGGUCAGAGAUCUGGAGGACUACAUUGACACGCUGCUGGUGCGCAUCAUGGAGCAGAAGCCCACUCUCCUGCAAGUGCGCUCCAAGUUCAAGUGACGAAUGGGGGUCGGGGAGGGGUUUGCAGUUCAGUCCUCAUCCGUUCACCCUAACCUCCACAACAGCUCCUUAGUCUUUUCACUGCUAUGCUGUCCUUUUUGAUACAAAUAUUUAGGCACUGAGAGAUGUCGAGGCGAUGUUUUCCAGUCGGCAUGCUUUACUGAAACACAGUUCUCGUCAGGAAGGUUUAGUUCUGAAUGUAGCGGGUCCUCAGGUUGUUUUCAGGUUCACACAGCUGGUUGGUUUUAAGCUCACGGAGGAGUGAGCCCAGUGGGUUUAAAACCCAGAUGUUUCCAUUUUAAGGGUCCUGAUUGUAGAAACACUGAUUCCUCCUUUUCACCUCACAUAUCACUUCUAUCACCUUAUCACAAAAGAGAGAAAUUGUAGGGUUUCAAUCCAUAACGAUGUUAAUCCAAUGAACCCCUCACUCAGUAUUUCAGAAAUAUACGCCUCUUCUAAAGUCCCGCAGUUCUGUGGGGAAAGGAGAGCUAACAGCUUGAAGGGCCACUCUGCUGGUUAUGCAUGUUUUAGCCCAUUAACUACAGAUUGUUACAUCAAUGCCGGCCUUUACCACAGCACGCCAUCAGUUUUUAGAUUGAUUUCCUUCCUGCGAGGCAGCCAUUGGUUUCAGUGUAUUUCAGUGUAGCAUGAAAAUCAAGUUGCAGAGACUUGAAGACUGUUUGUCAGCUUUGUUGUUUUUGUCUUAGCAAUGCAGUUUAGAGCAGAGGCUGUUUGAUCCCUCAGUUAUUUUUCGAUGAAUGGAUCAAUCAUUUGCUUUACAGAACAACAGAAAUUAGUGAUAAACGUCACAAUGUCUCAGAAUGCAAGGUGACAUCUUAAGAUUCCCUGUUUUGUCCCGGAGAUACUCCUCCAAAUACUUUUUAAUGCACUAAGUUUCAAGUUUAUGCACUUGCUUAACUGAGAUGAACUCAAACCAGUGGCUGCACCAGGAAGGAAGGAAAUGUAAUUUAGUCUGUCAAACAGCUAAAAUCGACUCAUCAGGUCUAAAUUGUCUGCCUGUGAAGUACACACAGUAAAACAUGCAGAACCAUCCGUAUGUUUCUUAACACUGUAUUUCUGUGAUGAUUUACACCUCUGUGAUUGGCCUCACUUCUUCCAGAUGUUGUAUUAUGUUGUUUUGGAUUGACUCUCUACAAAUGUUCCCUGAUAAAUAUCGAGUGCUCUGACUAGUUUUUGAAACUACAAACCAAAACGAAGCGGUGUGAGAGUUCAGCCUCGUCACGUGCACAUUAACUGGGAACUGAUUGUAGCUUACGAAUGUUCAAAAGUGUUCUUAGCCAGCAAGUGAAUGGUUUUAUUUUCUAUGCACGAAAAGUGCUGUUUAUCUUUUGCUUGUUCCUUCCUCCUGCGUUUUUUCUACCCUCUUCUUUUUCUUCUUUUCCUCUGUUCUAUGGGCAUGUCUUGAAAUUUACCCAUAAUGCUCAGCCACAUAAGCUAACCAAUUGUUGUAUGGGGUCACAGUGUUAUCAGGCGAAGACAGUAUCACUCAGUAUCCAAACAGUAUCAAGAUCAGCCGUCACAGCUUCUCUGAUCUCAUGCUUCUGCCUUCCCAUGUGUGCGUUAUCGACACAACUCCACUGCGAUGAGAAGAUGCCUGCGACAUGCUGGUACUUGACUCCCACUCCCUUCGGUGUACGUGUGUCACAUCCGCUUCUGCUCGAGCACGCAUAGCGCUUCUGCUUUCAGGUGUUAUAAAAGGGAUAUAUACCGCAUUUUACAGCAUAUAUGCCGUAUUGAAAUGCCAAAUGCUGCCUUAUUUUUGUUUUGUUUUGACGUUCAUUAGAAAUCUAGCACUUCAUUUUACUUGUCGGGGCUCGGGGCAGGUUUUGAAAAAGAAAAGCCAUCUGUUCACUGAAAGCUUUUUGGGUCUUUUUUUAACGUCUUCUGAUGCUUUGUUAUGAUAUUGUUUAGAUCACUGCACAAAAAUAAAUUGUAUGCAUACAAGUAGAAAAUGAGCAGCAACAGUGAUUUCCUGUGAAAUGCCAAAAAAAGAGAAAAAAAAGCCUUGAAACUUAAUCUAUGGAGCAGAUUGAUACACCAUAAAGUAUUCUGAUAUGAUGCCACUUUUACAGCAUUUGUGGAUGUUCUUGCACUACUUAAUCAUCAGAACAUAACUUACUGUACCUGUCCGUCUGAUAUCGUAUAGUUAGAUCUACUUUACACCGUACUGCACUUUCUAAUCGCUCUGUGAUUUAAGCACUUGGCCUACUGACACCACAACGAUGACUAGCCAGUGAGCUUGAAGCAUACAAAAGAAAAAAUAAACAUCCAAAACCGUCUUGUCAUCUCAGUUUUCUGCUGUGCGAUCGCAAUCUCAAGUACAUAGAUGACUGUAGAGACAUAUUACAUGUGACUCGGCACUUACAAAGCGCAAGAAUAAAUGUCCUCUUCCAUGUCUUCCAUUUUAAAAAGUUUUUUAUUUAAGUUUAAACUGAUUGUAUUUUGUCCUUGAUUGUGUAGCCGGUGGAAUGUGCUUAAGGUAGUAAGAUUGGAAAGUUUACAAUUCGUGAUGCAAUUCUGUUUCACAAAUUUUGUAUAUUUAAUAAAGAAUAUUUUGUGUUUCUUGCUCACUGUA
This is a messenger RNA of Lates calcarifer (barramundi perch), 4904 nucleotides long. It is a transcript of the gene rab11fip5a, whose product is annotated as RAB11 family interacting protein 5a (class I). The transcript has 5 exons. Gene Ontology annotation, biological process: regulated exocytosis. Bases 422 to 2308 code for a protein of 628 amino acids. Gene Ontology annotation, cellular component: recycling endosome; phagocytic vesicle; mitochondrion. Gene Ontology annotation, molecular function: small GTPase binding. NCBI's taxonomy places the organism in Eukaryota, Metazoa, Chordata, Actinopteri, Centropomidae. The record is from RefSeq and is a predicted model, not a curated record.